AUGGAGGUCCCAUUGGGCGCUGCCUUGCUAGAAGAAAUUUUUAUCAAUACUUCAAUUCCUCCGUCAACCUUGCUUCGAGAUAUUGAUGUAUCCUACUUUGAGUCAUUAUCCACGUCCUUUGGCAAAGAUACAUCACCCUUGCCUCUACCGGAUGUGCACCAUGCUCUUAACCACAGGCCAUGGGAAUCACUACCUCACAUCAAGGACAAAUUCGACCAAACCGUUCUGCAUAGCACCACAGAGCCUCAGUCGGAAGCGAUUGUACCUCUUCAGCCUUUGGUAGCAACGCCCAGCACGUCUUUGGAACCAUAUCCACAGUGUUCUAAAAGAUCUAAGAAGAGUUCGGCUAUAGCUGGCAGUAAGUCACCAGUACCUUCCUCUGGGAAAUGGGAUUCUAUAGAGCUUAAACGUGCUCGAAAUACCGAGUCUGCUCGCAAGUCACGCGCUCGCAAACGUGAACGUCAAGAGGAAAUGGGGCGCCGGAUUGUGGAGCUUGAGAAAUUGCUUGGGGAGACCCAGAAGCGUGAGCUAUAUUGGAAAUUUAUUGCUGAAAGCCGGGGAAGUCCCUACAUGAACACGCUACAUCAUCUUUAG
Messenger RNA from Aspergillus tanneri, 594 nucleotides. Its product is annotated as bZIP transcription factor. Gene Ontology annotation, molecular function: DNA-binding transcription factor activity. Bases 1 to 594 code for a protein of 197 amino acids. Gene Ontology annotation, biological process: regulation of DNA-templated transcription. The record is from RefSeq and is a predicted model, not a curated record. The transcript has a single exon. NCBI's taxonomy places the organism in Eukaryota, Fungi, Ascomycota, Eurotiomycetes, Eurotiales, Aspergillaceae.